Messenger RNA from Tarenaya hassleriana, 2785 nucleotides. RefSeq names its product copper methylamine oxidase-like. The record is from RefSeq and is a predicted model, not a curated record. NCBI's taxonomy places the organism in Eukaryota, Viridiplantae, Streptophyta, Magnoliopsida, Brassicales, Cleomaceae. The transcript is spliced from 12 exons. Gene Ontology annotation, biological process: amine metabolic process. The coding region runs from base 211 to 2580 and encodes 789 amino acids. Gene Ontology annotation, molecular function: primary methylamine oxidase activity; quinone binding; copper ion binding.
CCAACUGUCCUACCCUACCAACCACUUCUGAUCAGUCGUCUCUCUGCGAUUAUUUGAUUCCCUUCCCUCUUCCUCGCGGUCCUUCACCGUAGAGAUCUGAUCGGAGGGGGAGAUACGGAGAGACAGAGAGGCUGAGAGAUUUUGCUGUAUGUCAAUAGACUGUGUCGAGACUUGUUUCGGUGGAUUUGGAGAACUCGUUAACCCUAUUCAAUGGCCUCAGCUUCGCAAAAGGCGACGCCAUCCGGCCACCGCUUUCUCCCAUCCGCCGCCUCCGGUCAUGGUUCUCCUCCGCCGGCCGUCUCCGCCGUGUCCAAUGCGAUCGGCGCCUGGUCCGUCGGAAACGCCGAUGGCAACGAUCAGCAGACUGCUAAGGUUGCCUUGGAGUCCCUGAUGCGCCCUGUCGAUUCGAUUCCUGAUACGACCCAAAAGCCCGCAAACAAAGGGAUCUCUCUGAUGCCAAGAACUGAAACUAAGCACCCUUUGGAUCCUCUGUCUGCCGCUGAGAUAUCCGUCGCAGUGGCAACUGUCAGGGCAGCUGGUGCUACCCCAGAGGUUAGAGAUAGUAUGCGUUUCAUCGAGGUGGUGUUGGUGGAACCGGAUAAACAUGUUGUUGCACUGGCAGAUGCUUACUUCUUUCCGCCUUUCCAACCGUCUUUACUUCCCAGAUCCAAAGGCGGGCCUGUAAUUCCUACUAAGCUCCCACCAAGGCGAGCUAGGCUUAUCGUUUACAACAAAAAGUCAAACGAGACAAGUGUAUGGGCAGUUGAGCUCUCUGAGGUUCAUGCUGUCACUCGAGGUGGGCAUCACAGGGGAAAAGUGGUUUCAUCACAAGUUAUUCCCGAUGUUCAGCCACCAAUGGAUGCGGCUGAAUAUGCCGAAUGUGAAGCCAUUGUCAAAGACUUUCCUCCAUUUAUAGAAGCGAUGAAGAAGAGGGGUAUUGCGGACAUGGAUCUCGUGAUGGUUGAUCCCUGGUGUGUCGGUUAUCACAGUGAAGCUGAUGCCCCUAGUCGUAGGCUUGCAAAGCCGCUCAUAUUUUGUCGCACCGAUAGUGACUCCCCAAUGGAAAAUGGUUAUGCUCGUCCAGUUGAGGGCAUUUAUGUGCUAGUAGACAUGCAAAACAUGGUGGUGAUUGAGUUCGAAGAUCGGAAGUUUGUUCCGCUUCCCCCACCUGACCCUCUGAGGAAUUAUACCCCGGGGGAAACUAGAGGGGGUGUUGAUAGAAGUGAUGUUAAACCUCUCAACAUUCUCCAGCCUGAAGGUACAAGCUUCCGUGUCAGGGAUUAUUUUGUAGAGUGGCAGAAGUGGAAUUUUCGUAUUGGGUUCACUCCAAGGGAAGGUUUGGUAAUUCAUUCUGUUGCUUAUGUUGAUGGCAGUGGAGGGCGCAGACCUGUCGCCAAUAGACUAAGUUUCGUCGAGAUGGUUGUGCCUUAUGGGGAUCCUAAUGACCCGCACUACAGGAAAAAUGCUUUUGAUGCAGGGGAGGAUGGUCUUGGGAAAAAUGCACAUUCACUUAAGAAGGGAUGUGACUGUCUUGGCUCCAUCAAAUAUUUUGAUGCUCAUUUCACAAACUUUACUGGAGGGGUUGAAACAAUUGAGAAUUGUGUAUGUUUGCAUGAAGAGGACCAUGGAAUUUUGUGGAAGCACCAAGACUGGAGGACAGGAUUAGCCGAAGUCCGAAGAUCUAGAAGGUUAACAGUUUCUUUUAUAUGCACUGUGGCUAACUACGAAUAUGGAUUCUACUGGCACUUCUACCAGGAUGGAAAAAUAGAAGCUGAAGUAAAACUUACUGGUAUCCUCAGUCUCGGGGCACUGCAGCCCGGAGAAACUCGAAAAUAUGGUACUACCAUUGCACCUGGGUUGUAUGCACCAGUCCAUCAGCAUUUCUUUGUUGCUCGCAUGGAUAUGGCUGUUGACUGUAAACCUGGUGAAGCUUUUAAUCAGGUUGUCGAGGUAAAUGUUAAAGUUGAAGAGCCUGGUGAGAACAAUGUUCACAAUAAUGCGUUCUUUGCGGAAGAAAAAUUGCUUAGAUCUGAGGCUGAGGCAAUGCGUGAUUGCGAUCCUCUUACCGCUCGCCAUUGGGUUGUAAGGAACACAAGAACUGUGAACAGGACGGGCCAAUUGACGGGCUACAAACUUGUUCCUGGUUCAAACUGUUUACCAUUAGCUCGUCCUGAGGCAAAGUUUUUGCGGAGAGCUGCUUUCCUGAAGCAUAAUCUCUGGGUCACGCCUUAUGCUCCCAACGAGAUGUUUCCCGGUGGAGAGUUCCCAAACCAAAACCCGCGUGUCGGUGAAGGCCUUGCUACAUGGGUUAAGCAGAACAGACCUUUGGAAGAAUCUGACAUCGUUCUUUGGUAUGUGUUUGGAAUCACACACGUCCCCCGACUGGAAGAUUGGCCUGUUAUGCCCGUCGAGCAUAUUGGCUUCACUCUAAUGCCACAUGGGUUUUUCAACUGCUCUCCUGCAGUAGACGUGCCUCCAAGCCUAAGCCCUUGCGAACUCGAUACUAAGGACAGCGAUGUCAAAGAGAAUGUCGUAGCCUCCAAGCCUAUUCAGAAUGGCGGCUUGCUGGCAAAGCUCUGAAGAAGGAAUAGUUUGCUCUCUACUAAAUAAGUCAACGAGUGCUUUAAGUCCCAUGACUUUGGUUGGGGUUAUGUUGUCUUUAUUCUGUUGCUUUUGAACUUUGAGACUUUGGGUUUGUUUCAUUACAAGCGACUUCGGCCUGCCCAAUGCCAUAAUGGUCAGACAUUGUGUCGUGUUUCAACGACUUUCCUGUUUGGUUUCUUGA